This is a messenger RNA of Tachysurus vachellii, 3573 nucleotides long. RefSeq names its product catenin beta-1-like. The coding region runs from base 267 to 2606 and encodes 779 amino acids. Lineage: Eukaryota; Metazoa; Chordata; Actinopteri; Siluriformes; Bagridae. Gene Ontology annotation, molecular function: protein phosphatase binding; transcription coactivator activity; alpha-catenin binding. Gene Ontology annotation, cellular component: catenin complex; adherens junction. The transcript is spliced from 16 exons. Gene Ontology annotation, biological process: cell adhesion; positive regulation of transcription by RNA polymerase II. The record is from RefSeq and is a predicted model, not a curated record.
CAGUGCGCAUGCGCAGUGCGACUCGGGCAGGGGCGACAGUGACGCGACGCCAUUUUGAGGCUCCAGUUUCCAGUUAACAUAACAGCGAGCUGCGGCGGUGCGGAGGGACGGACGGUUAUUUCUUUUUUUUAUUUCAGUCUCGGAUACAGACAGCGUUGCUCUCACGCCGCUUAAAGAAGAAGAAAAAAGGGGGAAAAAAAACGGGUUGUCCGUUUUUCUUUGCUAUCAGAUUCGGAAGUAGUUCGGACUGACGGCUCGGCAUCACGAUGGCUACCCAGACUGAUCUGAUGGAGCUGGACAUGGCGAUGGAGCAGGACCGGAAAGCUGCAGUGAGCCACUGGCAGCAGCAGUCCUACCUGGACUCAGGUAUCCAUUCUGGAGCCACCACCACGGCACCCUCACUCUCUGGCAAGGGGAACCCAGAGGACGAGGAACUGGACAACCAGGUGCUGUAUGAGUGGGAGCAGGGCUUCAGUCAGCCCUUUACGCCGGAGCAUGUAGCAGAAAUGGACGGGCAAUACGCCAUGACUCGUGCCCAGCGUGUCCGUGCCGCCAUGUUUCCUGAGACCCUGGAUGAGGGCAUGCAGAUCCCCACCACCCAAUUUGAUUCCGCUAACCCCACCAACGUGCAGCGGCUGGCCGAGCCGUCCCAGAUGCUCAAACACGCUGUGGUCAACCUCAUCAACUAUCAGGAUGAUGCCGAACUUGCUACCAGGGCUAUUCCAGAGCUCACCAAGCUCCUCAAUGAUGAAGACCAGGUGGUGGUAAAUAAGGCGUCCGUCAUGGUGCAUCAGCUGUCGAAGAAGGAGGCGUCACGGCACGCCAUCAUGCGCUCCCCUCAGAUGGUGUCGGCCAUCGUGAGGACCAUGCAGAACACUGCCGAUGUGGAGACGGCACGCUGCACUGCCGGCACGCUGCACAAUCUCUCCCACCACCGGGAGGGCCUUCUCGCCAUCUUCAAAUCUGGUGGCAUCCCUGCUCUCGUCAAGAUGCUGGGAUCUCCAGUUGACAGCGUGCUGUUCUACGCCAUCACCACCCUACACAACCUCCUACUGCACCAGGAAGGAGCUAAAAUGGCCGUCCGUCUGGCCAGCGGCCUGCAGAAGAUGGUCGCCCUGCUGAACAAGACCAACGUUAAAUUCCUCGCCAUCACCACAGACUGCCUACAGAUCCUGGCCUACGGCAACCAGGAAAGCAAGUUGAUCAUCUUGGCUAGCGGAGGCCCUCAGGCUCUGGUGAACAUCAUGAGGACCUAUACGUACGAGAAGCUUCUGUGGACCACCAGCCGUGUGCUCAAAGUGCUGUCCGUUUGCUCCAGCAACAAACCCGCCAUUGUGGAGGCUGGAGGCAUGCAAGCUCUUGGACUUCAUCUGACUGACCCCAGUCAGCGUCUGGUACAGAACUGCCUCUGGACCCUCAGAAACUUGUCGGAUGCUGCCACGAAGCAGGAGGGUAUGGAAGGUUUGCUCGGCACCCUGGUCCAGCUGCUCGGCUCAGAUGACAUCAAUGUGGUGACGUGUGCCGCCGGCAUUCUGUCCAACCUCACGUGCAACAACUACAAGAACAAAAUGAUGGUGUGCCAGGUCGGCGGCAUCGAGUCACUUGUGCGUACCGUGCUUAGAGCUGGAGACCGUGAGGACAUCACAGAACCAGCCGUGUGCGCCCUCCGCCAUCUCACUUCCAGACACCAGGACGCCGAAAUGGCCCAGAAUGCUGUGCGUCUGCACUACGGUCUUCCAGUGGUGGUCAAACUGCUGCACCCACCCUCACACUGGCCGCUUAUUAAGGCCACAGUUGGUCUGAUCCGUAACCUGGCACUAUGUCCAGCCAAUCACGCACCUCUGCGCGAGCAGGGUGCCAUCCCCCGAUUAGUCCAGCUGCUCGUGAGGGCACACCAGGACACCCAGAGACGCACCUCCAUGGGAGGCACACAGCAACAAUUUGUGGAGGGAGUUCGAAUGGAGGAGAUAGUAGAGGGCUGUACUGGUGCACUCCACAUCCUGGCCAGAGAUGUGCACAACAGAAUUGUUAUCCGAGGACUCAACACCAUCCCUCUGUUUGUUCAGUUGCUGUACUCACCGAUCGAGAACAUCCAGCGUGUCGCAGCAGGCGUACUUUGCGAACUGGCACAGGACAAGGAAGCGGCCGAGGCCAUCGAAGCCGAGGGAGCGACGGCACCUCUCACUGAACUGCUGCACUCCAGGAACGAGGGAGUGGCUACGUAUGCGGCAGCUGUGCUGUUCCGCAUGUCUGAGGACAAACCUCAGGACUACAAGAAGCGCCUGUCUGUUGAGCUCACUAGCUCUCUCUUCAGAACAGAGCCCAUGGCCUGGAACGAGACUGGUGAUAUGGGUCUGGAUAUAGGAGCUCAGGGAGAGCCUGUUGGAUACAGAACAGACGAGCCAAGCUACCGCUCCUUCCACGCAGGCUACGCCCAGGACAGCCUGGGCAUGGAUGGCAUACUGGAACAUGAGCUCGCUGGUCACCAUCCCGGAGCAGAGUACCCAGUGGAGGGGCUUCCUGACCUCGGCCACAGCCACGACCUGAUGGACGGCCUUCCUCCCACAGACUCCAAUCAGCUGGCCUGGUUCGACACGGACCUCUAAACACAUUCUCACACACAGUCUGCAAGUAGAGAAGCUGUAUUGCGUGAAUGAAACUGGAUUGUGAUUUUUGCCUAAAGAGUCACCGAAGGGUUGCGGCGGGUGGGCGAGCAUAUCAGAAAGUGCCUGACACAAUGCGCACACACACACACACACACUGCAUACACACACAUACAUGUACAAACCUGUUGGAGAUUAGAGGGAGUUUUCUACGAGGAACAAGAGGAAGGGAUGCCAACCCCCCCUUUUUUUGUUGUUGUUAUUCUGGACCUUUUUUUUUCCACACUUGGCCAUGACGGAGGAAGGGAAGUCGAGAUUGGAUUUUGGAAGCGGGUGCUCUUUUAACAGCAAAGACAGAAGGUCUAAAGAUGGAACUGUAAACCUUUUUAUCUUUGUUUUUAUUUCAAUUUUCCUUUUAUUUUUAUUUUUUUAAGAUCAGUCUACGAUGCUGACCUCCUAGCUUGGUUUUGACUUCUAUUAUGUAUUCCAUUUUUUUUUUUUCAGCGGUAAUUUGUAUUUCCUUUUUGUCUUCUGUAGUGUUGUAGUGGACUUGCCUCAUGUCAGUUUCUCAAGCUUUCUCACAUAAACGGUGUCGAACACUAAUAAUCGGUUUCUAUGUAAUCUGACAAAGUGUAACGAUGUGUAGCUUUUUUUUUUUCUUUUUUUUUUAUACGAUCAGCUGUUGAGCAUUGGGAGAAAUAUAUGCAUUCUUAUUAAAGAAAAAAGUAUGCCUGGAGAGGCACUUUUCAGUGUCACACUUGUUCUAUAUAAGGUGUGGGGUGAAAACAUGGAGAUCAAGGGAGGAGAGGGGGGCACAGACUUGUCAGAUUAUUUUUGUUUUCCUUUCUUUUCUAUGCUAUCUUGAGGUAGUCUCUCUAUUGAAGCGACGUCGUUGUUUUCGUUUGCCUGUGCGGCUUCUUUUGGGAACAUGGAUAAUGACAUAGCUAAACAAUAAAAGACUUUUAUUCCA